Messenger RNA from Pyricularia grisea, 425 nucleotides. RefSeq lists its product as uncharacterized. Lineage: Eukaryota; Fungi; Ascomycota; Sordariomycetes; Magnaporthales; Pyriculariaceae. The record is from RefSeq and is a predicted model, not a curated record. The transcript is spliced from 3 exons. Gene Ontology annotation, cellular component: DASH complex. Bases 66 to 425 code for a protein of 119 amino acids. Gene Ontology annotation, biological process: attachment of spindle microtubules to kinetochore.
UGGAACCAUUGCAAGAAUAGACCAGAAGCCGAGUAGGGAAGAGUUGCUUUCUUGAUACGCAUAAUAUGUCUACGCGCAACAACCAUACGAUGAACCUGACAACCUCGCAAGGAACUGCGCGGCCUUCCAUGGCGACCAGUUCAGGCGGAGCGGUAAAGGCGCGACAACUUUCACAACUUCAUGCUCAAUUAGCGCAACUGUCAAACAACCUUUCAGAUACGGAGAAUCUACUUCGUAUGACAAGCGUGCAGGCGGAAGCAAUGCGUGGGCUGGGAAGUUGGCACGCCGGGAUCAUCCACCUCUUCAGCGCACUACUGUUCUAUGCUAUAAUAUACAUGGGCCUGAUGAUUCUCCAUAGGUUUAUGGCGGCGAGUAAACUUGGCGAAGAGGCUGUGCGGGACCAGGGACAGGGAGAUUCAAAAUAG